AUGACAACGCCCUCUGAAGAGAAAUUAGAAAAUCUGGAAAGACUUGGGGAUGAAAGUAAGAGAUUAAGGGCAAGUCUGGAAAACAUCGAAGAAAGAAAGACAGGAGAAAUCGAAACCAAUAUGGAAAAAACGAGUCAAACAGGCAUUUGCAAAAGAAUGAAGAUGAGACGAAGGACUGGCCAAACCGAAUGGCAACAGGGAAAAUCGAAAGCUGGUGGUCCAAACCAAGCUCAGGAAAAUCCUGGCCCGAAGAGAAGGCCCAAUGCUGGUGGGCCAAACCAAGCUCAGGAAAAUCCUGGCCCGAAGAGAAGGCCCAAUGCUGGUGGGCCAAACCUAGCUCAGCAAAAUCCUGGCCCGAAGAGAAGGCCCAAUGCUUGUGGGCCAAACCAAGCUCAGCAAAAUCAUGGCUCGAAGAGCAGGCCCGAUGCUGUUGGGCCAAACCAAGCUCAGGAAAAUCCUGGCCCUAAAAGAAGGCGCAAUGAUAGUGGGCCAAACCAAAAUCAGCAAUAUUCUGGCCCGAAGAGAAGGCCCAAUGCUGGUGGUGCAAACCAAGCUCUGGAAAAUCCUGGCCUGAAGAGAAGGCCCAAUGCUGGUGGUCCAAACCAAGCUCAGGAAAACCCUGGCCCGAAUAGUAUGCACAGUGCUGGUGGGCCAAAAAGGCUCACCAAAAUCCUGGCCUGA
Macrobrachium nipponense is the source of this 681-nucleotide messenger RNA. RefSeq names its product proline-rich proteoglycan 2-like. NCBI's taxonomy places the organism in Eukaryota, Metazoa, Arthropoda, Malacostraca, Decapoda, Palaemonidae. The record is from RefSeq and is a predicted model, not a curated record. The coding region runs from base 1 to 681 and encodes 226 amino acids. The transcript has a single exon.